AUGUUAACGCAAAAACAAACACGGGGGGAAGGGGGAUCAGAUCAGAUCGUCUUGAAAGAACACGACGCCAAACAACAUGCAAACAGAAAGGUUCUUCUUUUCCUUUUCUCCUUUGGUUUGUUCUCGCCGCUACCCAUGAAGUCAGACUUGGCAGGAUCAAUCUGUCUACAUGUUCAAGAAGCAUCUCCUGAGCUUGCCCGGAGUGGAGCAGUGAAUAGAAGCUACCACUGGGUAUCACCGUUUUCGUAUCUGACACUCAGCAUGCGAAGCAUGGGCUUUUUGUCCCCACCUGGAGCCCUGCUGUUCUAUGAAACCUGUGACCAGCGGGGGGGACCAUUAAGGGAGCUCUCAGCAUCGGUGGCACCGAAGGGGUGGCCACAGGUGGCCACCCUUCGUUCGAAAGGAACAGCAAGAUCAGAGGUGGUUGCUCGGGUUGGGCACAUGGGUUGA
Durusdinium trenchii is the source of this 450-nucleotide messenger RNA. The record is from the annotation of a GenBank genome assembly. Lineage: Eukaryota; Dinophyceae; Suessiales; Symbiodiniaceae.